Mauremys reevesii (Reeves's turtle) is the source of this 5860-nucleotide messenger RNA. RefSeq names its product GNAS complex locus (gene GNAS). Gene Ontology annotation, biological process: adenylate cyclase-activating dopamine receptor signaling pathway; sensory perception of chemical stimulus. The transcript has 13 exons. NCBI's taxonomy places the organism in Eukaryota, Metazoa, Chordata, Testudines, Geoemydidae. The coding region runs from base 987 to 2156 and encodes 389 amino acids. The record is from RefSeq and is a predicted model, not a curated record. Gene Ontology annotation, cellular component: heterotrimeric G-protein complex. Gene Ontology annotation, molecular function: mu-type opioid receptor binding; GTP binding; insulin-like growth factor receptor binding.
AGCUUGCUUGCCCCACCCCAUCUCUCUCUCCCUUCUCUAUAGAUCUCAAUAAAUAUCUCCCUCUCUCGCUAAGAGAAAUGCAAGAGAGAGGAGAAAAAAUAAAUUAGGGGAAAAACUCGCUAGUGGGGGGCCAGUUUUGCUUGGGGGGGAGACCAAACCGGCUUUUACUUCUCUCUCCCCCCCACCCCUCCCCGCCCCCCACUCCCUCUGUUUGCUGGAGAAGCCAAAGGAUUCAGCAGCCUGGAAACCUAAUGUGAAAAAGCAGCAGCAGCAAGGAAAAAAAGGGGGGGCCUUGGACUGGAAAAACCACCAUUAGGGAGGAAGAAGCAGCAGCAGCAGAAGAGGAAAACCCACACAGCCCAGAGAGGAAAAGGGACUUCUUAUCCAGCAGGGAGCUGGGGGUUGGAUUGACCCCUUUGAGUGCUUCAGCCCUUUGGAGAGGGGGGAGAGACAAGGAAGAGACAUUUCUAGAUUCUCUGUGAUCAGGAUUUGGGGAGGUUUCUCCGGCUGGAGCCUGUGCCUUGGAUCUAAGGAGGAUUUUUUUUUGUGGGGGGUGGACCUGCAACUGGAUUCGUGUGUGUGGAGGGGAAACGGGGGGGGGAUUUUUUUUUUAAAUCCGAACUAACCGGUGAUCCGGCCAGGGGUGCGGAGAUCCCCUAUUUUUUUUUCUCGGGAAAGGUGCAUUGAGGGGAUCGGAGUGGGUCUGGGAGGCAGGGUUAGGAGAAGCAGCAGCUGCAGCUGCUGGGGAGGAGGCCCGGCUGAGCAGCAGCAGCAAAGUCAUCGCCAUCGGCCCCCCCUUGGCUGGCUCCGCUCUCUCCAUGUCUCUGGGCAGCGGCAGCCACAGCAGCGAGUAAAGGGGGGGGAGGAGGAGGAGGAAGAAGAAGGGAGCCCGGGAGAGUGUCUCCCUCCCUUCCCUCCCUCCCCCCAGCAGCCCCAGCCGCCUCCUGCUCCCUUCCCCUGGUCCCCCCUGCCGCCCCCUCCCCAAGAUGGGCUGUUUAGGGAACAGCAAGACCGAGGAUCAGCGCAACGAGGAGAAGGCGCAGCGAGAAGCCAACAAGAAAAUCGAGAAGCAGCUGCAGAAGGACAAGCAGGUCUAUCGGGCCACGCACCGGCUGCUCCUAUUGGGUGCUGGUGAAUCUGGUAAAAGCACAAUAGUCAAACAGAUGAGGAUCUUACAUGUGAAUGGAUUUAAUGCUGAACGGUGUAAUGGGACACUUGCAUACAUGAUGGAGAAAAAAAUGAAAAUUCAGGAUAUUAAAAACAAUAUUAAAGAAGCUAUAGAGACAAUAGUGACAGCAAUGGGCAAUUUGGCACCACCAGUGGAGCUAGCCAAUCCAGAGAACCAGUUUCGAAUUGAUUAUAUCUUAAACUUAGCUAACCAGAUAGACUUUGAUUUCUCAGCAGAGUUUUAUGAACAUACAAAAACACUUUGGCAAGAUGAAGGUGUGAAAGCCUGCUACGAGAGGUCUAAUGAAUAUCAAUUGAUUGAUUGUGCACAGUAUUUUCUAGACAAGAUUGACAUAGUCAAACAAAAUGAAUAUACACCAUCUGACCAGGACCUGCUGAGAUGCAGAGUUUUGACAUCAGGAAUUUUUGAAACCAAGUUUCAGGUGGACAAAGUAAACUUUCACAUGUUUGAUGUUGGAGGGCAGCGAGAUGAACGCCGAAAAUGGAUCCAAUGUUUCAAUGAUGUGACUGCUAUCAUAUUUGUGGUGGCCAGCAGUAGCUACAACAUGGUUAUACGAGAGGACAAUCAGACCAAUCGGCUUCAAGAAGCGCUAAACCUCUUCAAGAGUAUCUGGAACAACAGGUGGCUACGGACCAUUUCAGUAAUUCUUUUCCUGAAUAAACAGGAUUUGCUAGCAGAGAAAGUUUUGGCAGGGAAAUCUAAAAUUGAAGACUACUUUCCAGAAUUUGCUCGCUACACUACACCAGAGGAUGCAACACCAGAGCCUGGUGAGGAUCCCAGAGUUACAAGGGCCAAGUAUUUUAUUAGAGAUGAAUUUCUUAGAAUCAGCACAGCAAGUGGAGAUGGAAGACAUUACUGCUAUCCUCACUUCACCUGUGCAGUGGAUACAGAAAACAUCCGGAGGGUUUUCAAUGACUGUCGGGACAUUAUUCAACGGAUGCACCUUCGCCAAUAUGAGUUGUUGUGAUGGAGAGCACUUUUUUCUGUGUUUUGGACUCCUUAUUCCUUAUUAAAAAAAAAAAAAAGAAAAACAAAAAAGAAACAAAAAAAAAACACCUUGCCCACAUAGGGUGGAAGAGAACUGUUGCAGUCUCCCUCUGAUUUGCACCCCUCAACUUUUUCUCCUUGCUGGACAAUAGCAGCACUUCUAAGCUUGCUUGUGUCCCCCUCAGACAGUUUGAAAUGGCACCUAAAAUUUAAAGGCCAUUUUCAUGGGGGGUUCCCUAACACUGUUGUUAACUAAAUAAAUUAAUUAAUUUAAGGCCCUGAAUGUGGAGCACCUGAAAGGAUUGGGGAUAAAAUUAAAAAAGUUAACAAAAAAAAAAAAGAGGAGGAGGAGAGAAAACCUUAGGUAAUUUAGCACUGUUGUGUGCAUAAUCAUAUAACCCAUGAUCUCAACUUUGUAUCCAUUCACUGCAUCAGACAAAAGAAGGUGCCAAGUCACAGACCAAGUUUGAAGACAGACACUUGAGUUUGGUUCUCUGACUGUAAUGUGGCUUUGAACGGAAAUACUGACAAUUCUACAACAGACCUAGACAGUGCAAAAACUAACCGCUACCUUUCAGAAGGGUAUUUUUAAAUCCAGUCUUGGUGGUCUUAAGAUGACCAUGGACGUUAAGAAUUGACCUGCGUAUGGCCUGUGAUUGCAGAAAGAGUUAACCACACACUGUUUUCCGUUUGUCCACUGAUGAUCCUGUCUGCUAUAAAAAUCAUUAUCUGGACUUUAGUCCUCACGGUCUUUCCCUUCUUUUUCUUCUCCCCGCCCUCAUUUUUUUAUUUUACUGCUGGAUUAUUAUUCUUGUACAGACUGUAAAAUGUAUUAUUUUGUACAACUUUAUUGAAAAAAUAACUUGUAGAAGAUCUUUGUGCCUUGAUUAUGGCUGUACCUGUACAAUGAGCUAAGAUGUAAGUAUGUUUGAUUGCGCUGUACAGCUUUGUCAACCCUAUCUGCAGCAUUAGCUCAAGGUAGGGAAAAUUUAUCUGUAGUUUAGUUUUUCUGGUUUAUAAAAGAAGGAAAAAUACUGUUUAGUAAAAAACAAAAAAAAACAAAAAAAAAGUACAAAUUGUGCAAACUUAACCACUUUAAAAGUGAGGUCUUCAACAAGUGACCAGAUGUUGCAGCAUCAUGCUUUUUAAUUUUUAGCUUUAAUUCAUUUAAAUCUCUAUCCAAAUGCAAAACAUGGCUUGUUUCUACAUAAACCAAAUUUUGCUACAAAUUAUAAAUGUUAGUCUUUGGUCAUUCAUAGUCCUUUUUGCAAAAGUCAAAAGCAGAACAAAAACAAACACAUAGGUAUCAUGCAGGUCUGGUGACCAUCUGUAGACUAGGCCAAAUACCCCACCAAACUCCGCUAUCUUGCAUGGGCAUAAUACUACGAGAAUGAUACAGUGUACACCGCCCUUGGAUUUGGCCACUGAAUUCCAGUUUCAAAUGACAUUUUUAUCUCUCUUUUAAUAAAGAGAUAUCUUAGAACCUUUUUAUUUUAUAUUAACUAUAUAAGUAGCUUAAAGUGAACAUGUGUGGAUUUUUUUCUUAAACUUGAAUAAUUUAUGCAAAUUAUAUGCUUAGAACAACAUGUGGUACAGUAAAAAGAAAAAAGAGCAAAAAUCACUGUAGCAAUAAGAGAGCAUGUAAUUUUAGUAACUACUACACUGCUUUAUAUUUUAUACCUAGGUGUUUUAUGUCUCUGUGAGUGUAUUACUUUUUCAUGUGUCUAAACCUAUGUGUACAAUUUGUACAAAGUCAAAAAUUACAGCUGUAAUAACACAUCUAGAACAGUGUUAGCAUAUAUUACUCAAACACCCUUCUCCGCUCCCUCCCUCCCACCUACUCCCCCCAAACCAAUCUGGAUCUUAACGCAGUGAAUUUUUUAAAAAUUACCUCUUUGCUUUCACACUAGCUUUUUUCACAAGACGUUAAUUUCUUUUUGGGAAGAGGUCCAGUUUAAAUUAAUGCUAGGGUGUGGCCAGCAAUGUCUGUGUGGCUAGAUUUGCUACAGGUACUGGAUGCCUUUUUAAUGUUACGAACUGUAACCAUGCAGAAUUGAGAAUGUUUUGUUGUUGUUGCUUUUGUGGCUUCCUUUAAUGAGGAAAUUAACCACCUAGUCCAUUUUCACACAUGCAGAAAGCAAGGACUUAGUGUUGGUAAUAUCUCAUUCCCCACUUGGUUCAGAAUGACUAGUGAUCUUUCAGAAGACGCUAAAUUGUCUUGAAGCUUUAGCUGCAAUGGCUAAUGAGAUUUGAAAAACCUGUCUGUCCAGUUCACAAGCUGGAAAGCUGCCAUCUGAACCUUGUGAAUCGGUAGAAGAGCUUGACCCAAAAUAGCCCUCACAUUCUUAGAUUGGAAUCACUACCUGUAGGUUAAGGGUUGGGGUUUCAAUAGGUAAAAGUGGGAUGAAAAAGAAAAGGAAAUAAAACAUGAGCCUUAAUUUUUGUUACAGAAGCCAAAACCUUUAAGUUUAGUGCCAACCCUUAUCUUUUUAAGCCUGGAGGAAGUUGGUGGAAGCACCAAAUUUAUAUACGGGGGGGGAGGGGGGAUCUAAUGGUAAGGGAUGUAAUCUCUGAUCUGAGAAAAAGAAAGCGCCUCCUCUUAAAAAUACAAAAACUAUGUCAAACUCCUUCCUCUGACAGUGACAAGGAUACACAAGCAUAUGUAACAAAGAAGAAAUAUAUAAGACAAUACCAUUUUAAGAAACUUUCCUAUAAAGCUUUAUAUGAAUGGAAAUGUUUAGGAGACGCUUUUUUUGAGCAAGAGUGAGAGAGAAGGCAAUGUAUUGAAAAGUCAGGUUGCACAUGUAUGGAGUGUGUGUGUGUCUUAAUGUCUCAGUAUUGCCUUUGUUAGUUUCUUCAGUAGUCCAUGCAGUUUGGUGGCCUGGUAAACGCAAGUCUUAUUUUUAACAGCGUUUCUUUUUUGUUUUGUUUUUAUUUUUAAUACAAAACCAUAAAGCUUUAAUGCUUGCUAUUUAAUUAGUAACUGUGUUUUCUUCUCUCUCUAAUUUAGUAGCCAUCAUUUGAAGUUAUUUGAACCAUUCCAACUUAACGCUUGCUUUUAUUUUCUUACUUUUAUUAUUUUCCCUCCCCAUCCCUCAUUUAUUUAUUUGAACUUCUUGUUUUCAUAAUUGAGGACUUUCACCUUUUGUCUCAUUCACCUGUUUGGGCAUUUCUGACCCUUACAUCCAAGACUUUGCUCGUUCUACUCAGUAUUCAUUGAUGCUGAAGUGUAAGAUACCUGCAAAUGUAAACACUACCACUUCUGUUAAUAAAAACCAAUACAGUGUUUUAGGGGCACGUUUGCAUCACUAUAGUUAAGGUUGUGUCAGUAUUUCCAUUAUAAACCCAUUGGGGGAGUCUAUACCUUGGCACCAAAUUGCCCCAGGCUAAAUCUUGCCAUACAAGGCUUCUGCUCCAGCACAAUUUGGAGGGUUGGUUUUUAAACAAUUUCCAACACAAACUUUUGGUUCUGUUUUAAAUUAUACAACUGUUUUGUUGGUCAGGGGUUGAGUUAAAAAAAAAAGAUUGGUUCAAGAUAUUUUUGGCACUUGUAUAACUCAAAAACGGUUUUGAUUUAAAACAUAACCUUUGGCAAGUCAGUAAUCUACCAUAUGAUCUGAUCACUUUGGGUAUUUUGUAAAAAUGAUGAUAAUAAAUUGUAGCAGUGUUGUGGUUUCAAAAUCA